Vicugna pacos (alpaca) is the source of this 3728-nucleotide messenger RNA. RefSeq names its product transcription factor A, mitochondrial (gene TFAM). Lineage: Eukaryota; Metazoa; Chordata; Mammalia; Artiodactyla; Camelidae. The record is from RefSeq and is a predicted model, not a curated record. Gene Ontology annotation, biological process: regulation of transcription by RNA polymerase II.
GCGGCUCAGCAGCGCCCCCUCGAGGCCAGGGCCCUCCGCAGGCGAGCCGGGCUGCCGUUUCCCUUCUUCGCCCCCGAGCUCCUCCUCCUCCUCCUCCUUCGCAGUACUGCCCAUCAGGGUAGCCGGUACAGCGCCUGCGCCAGUACUUCCUUGCCCCGCCUCCUGCCUAAACCGGAUGUUAAGCGAUUUCCCACAGUGCCGCGCGAGUGGCGGGCAUGAUAGCGGAUUCCGGAGGGUCUCUCACGGCUUCAAGUUGUCAUUGUUCGAGUUGUUCUGGUGUGCCAGGGGGCUGUACGAGGUUGGGGCUUGGUUAGUGCUUUGUCCGCGGCUGCAAUGGCGCUGCUCCGGGGCGUGUGGGGCGUGCUGAGUGCCCUGGGAAAGUCAGGAGCGGACCUCUGCGCGGGCUGUGGAAGUCGACUGCGUUCUCCCUUCAGUUUUGCGUAUGUACCGAGAUGGUAUUCAUCCAACUUGACUGGUUAUCCAAAGAAGCCUAUGACUUCAUACGUUCGAUUUUCUAAAGAACAGCUACCCUUAUUUAAAGCUCAGAACCCAGAUGCGAAAAAUUCAGAACUGAUAAAAAAAAUUGCCGAGCUAUGGAGGGAACUUCCUGAUUCAGAGAAAAAAAUAUAUGAAGAUGCUUACAGGGCAGACUGGCAGGCAUACAAAGAAGAGAUAAAUAGAAUUCAAGAGCAACUAACUCCAAGUCAGGUGGUAUCGUUGGAAAAAGAAAUCAUGCAGAAACGUUUAAAAAAGAAAGCGUUAAUAAAAAAGAGAGAAUUAACAAUGCUUGGAAAACCAAAAAGACCACGCUCAGCUUACAACAUUUUUAUAGCUGAACGCUUCCAGGAAGCUAAGGAUGGUACAUCACAGGUAAAGCUGAAAACUGUAAAUGAAAACUGGAAAAAUCUAUCUAGUUCUCAAAAGCAAGUAUAUAUUCAACUUGCUAAAGAUGAUAAAAUUCGUUAUUAUAAUGAAAUGAAAUCUUGGGAAGAACAAAUGGUUGAAGUUGGACGAGAUGAUCUUAUACGUCGCAAAAUGAAGCACCCAGCAAAAAAAGACACUGAGGAGUAUUAAAAUAGAAGGUUGAGUUAUGUUCAUAAUGGAUAGACACAAGAAACCAAUUAGGUCUCAAUACCUAAAGCUGUUGUAAAAUUAGAAAGGAUAAAGUUGGUAAACAUUUUAUAUUUAAUUUCUUUUUCUUUAGCCCAUGGACUUCUGCCAGCCAGUUCAAUACAUUUUGUAUUGGUAUUUUGCUUUGAAAACCCAAACAGAUGAGAGUUCAUGCGGAAUUUAUUUUGUGUUUAGGAACUACUGAGGAUCAAAAUAAUCGAUGAAAGGUAAAAAGUGAAUCAUUUUACCUUUGAUAAAGGUAAAUCAAACUGUGAGUUUUUUUUUUUUAAUACUUCGAUGACUAUGGAAAGAGUAUUCUUGUUUCCUUAUAUUAUGGAAGCAGGAGUUUCCUGUUCAACAGUGUCUCAAAUUUUGUGGAAGCCAUAGUGUGCUAUGAUACAACUGUGCAUUUUUAAAAGAGUGUCCAGAACUCAUCUUGGUAAAUUCCAAAUCCUAGGUAUAAUUCAUAUUGCAGUCAGAUUUGAUGGUUGUACAUGCGAGGUCGACUGCUGGUGUCAGUUGGAACUUUUAUGAAAGGGAUGGCGAGAUUUAUAAAUCUUUUCCUCAUGGUCUUUUUUCCUAAAGUAAAAACUAAGAAAUUAUGCACCAAAUCUAUUUUGCAGCUUUCUGUCUUUUUUUUUAAAGUAAGAUUUGUAUGCUGAAUAAUUUUCUCUCUCGUGAGUAUAUUUAUCCAGAAAGUAGAGAACUUGUCUGGUAUAAGCUUUAAAAUGAGAGAGAUAAAAAAACAAGUCUCCAAAAUCUCUAGACUUGGAACCUGUAAUUUUUAAACAUGUUGCGUAACCUAUAAAAGUCUAAAAAGGACAGCCAGCUCUGGCCUGUUGGCCGAAUCCAGCCUGCUUCUCAUGGCCUUGUGAGCUAAGAACUGUGUUUAUAUUUUAAAUGGUUAAAAAAAAAAGAAUAUUUCAAGAUGUAAAAAUUAACGUGAAAAUUCAGUUUCCAUAAGUAAAAUUUUACUAGAGCAAAGCCAUACCAAAUCCUUUACUUAUUGUUUAUGGCUGCUUUUGUGCAACAGUGACAGAGUUGACUACUUGCUACAGAGCUGCGUAGCCUGCAAAUGCUGAUCCAUAUAGUGUGGAAUGAGAUUCUCUUAAAUUGUUUGCUGUGGCUUGGUAAAAUGAACCAUUAGAGAUUGCCGGUUAGCACAUAAACCUCAUCAUAUUUUAGCAUUUGUUUAUCAUUUUAGGAGAGUCAAAGCAAAGGUUUGUAAAAUCCACACCACCUUUUUGAGUUAAAUAAUUCAACUGUCAUCAUCAGUUCACAAAAAUAGGAUAACUCAAAAUUUAUAUGUACUUUAUAUUAUGCAAAAGAUUACACAAAAAAUUAUAUAUCCUGGAUCUCCAGAAACAAGCGAAGAUUUUUGUUGUUUUUGGAUAGAAAAUAACUAAAAAGUCACAAAAAAUGACUUUUUAUAUACUGAACUUGAUAAAGGUAGGGACUGUAAAGAAAAAUACAACUUAAGAGGAAACAUAAGAUUUAAAUAUAUAGAGUUGAGUGUUUUCAAACAACUUUCCCUGUGGUUAGGAAUACAGGAUGGAGUCUGUCAUUAGGUAAAUAGACACCAGGGGUCUGAGGCUAGACUAUUUUUGGGGGGAGGAUUUAGGGAAGAAAAGAUGUGUGCUAGUGUCUGUCACAAGUUUUUCUCAGGUUUCCAGGAGAGAAUUAAGCUGUAUUCCCUGUGGCAUCUAGAAUAGUGCUGAUUUUGUCCUUAGGAAAAUGGAGAAAAUAAUCACUCGAAUCAUUUACUGUGCUUUACGCUUCAGUUAUCAUAAGCCCAGGAGCCAGUGUUUGUAAUGAAUAUUAUAGAAUGGGUGAAGUAGAAAAAUGAAUUAUGUAAACACCUGUAGGACAAAUGUAGUAUAAAACAUGACUUUGCAAUUACCUUCUGAGCUCUUUUGGUACUUUAUAGUGAACGUAUUCAAAUCAUGUCUUCCCAAGUAUAUUGUGGAAUUCAGUGUCUAGUAAGUUCUCAAGUAUUUACAUCUUAAUAUGGUGAAAAGAGCUAGAGCAAAACCAUUUUAUGAUAAUAUUUGGGUUUCUAUGUUUCUAAAAAAAAUUGUUAAUGCUUCAAAUAUUAGGAUAACCUGAUUUUACACCUUAAUAAAAUUUAGUACAUGUUGAAGACUGGCAUGCCAUAUAUCAAAUAUACACAAGUUUUCUAUUGUUACAAAGAGUAAGAAUUUACAUCAAAAACCAUUGGCCAGUCAUAUAAAUUCUUAAUUUUAAGGCUUUUAAGUUGACGCAACAAAGUAAUUGCUGUAAGAGGUAAAGAAGAGUGCCACGAGAAGGGAUGCUGAAGAAGUGAAAGUGGUGUUUAUGGUGUCUGAGCGGUUGGUCAUAAAGAGAUGUUUAUACUUUGGCUCAUUAGCAUACCAAUAUUAGAUUUUUUGGAAUAAUUUGAUGACGGACAGGGCGUGUGUAAUGAUUUUACUUUCUGAUUUUUAUUUAAUGAAUAUUGUGUGCAAAUUCAGCCUACUGUAAUCAUGUAAUUUUGCUAUUGCUUUUGGCUAACUCCUUUUUUUACAAGUUUUUUAAACAGUCCCUGUGAAUGUGUGUAUUUAAAUUUCUGAAUUAAAAUGAUACUACUUACAAGUGUAGUU